AAAGCAGUGCUUCUCUCUGGGGCCAAGGCCAGAGCUGUGGACACCUUGUCCCACUCAUCCUCAUCCUCUUCCUCCGAUAAAGCCCCUACCAGUGCUGAUAAAGUCUUUCUCGUGAGAGCCUAGAGGCCUUAAAAAGAAAAAAAAAAAAAAGUGCUUGAAAGAGAAGGGGACAAAGGAACACCAGUAUUAAGAGGAUUUUCCAGUGUUUCUGGCAGUUGGUCCAGAAGGAUGCCUCCAUUCCUGCUUCUCACCUGCCUCUUCAUCACAGGCACCUCCGUGUCACCCGUGGCCCUAGACCCUUGUUCUGCUUACAUCAGCCUGAAUGAGCCCUGGAGGAACACUGACCACCAGCUGGAUGAGUCUCAAGGUCCUCCUCUAUGUGACAACCAUGUGGAUGGGGAGUGGUACCGCUUCACGGGCAUGGCAGGAGAUGCCAUGCCUACCUUCUGCAUACCAGAAAACCACUGUGGAACCCACGCACCUGUCUGGCUCAAUGGCAGCCACCCCCUAGAAGGUGACGGCAUUGUGCAACGCCAGGCUUGUGCCAGCUUCAAUGGGAACUGCUGCCUCUGGAACACCACAGUGGAGGUCAAGGCUUGCCCUGGAGGCUACUAUGUAUAUCGUCUGACCAAGCCCAGCGUCUGCUUCCACGUCUACUGUGGUCAUUUUUAUGACAUCUGCGACGAAGACUGCCAUGGCAGCUGCUCAGAUACCAGCGAGUGCACAUGCGCUCCAGGAACUGUGCUAGGCCCUGACAGGCAGACAUGCUUUGAUGAAAAUGAAUGUGAGCAAAACAAUGGUGGCUGCAGUGAGAUCUGUGUGAACCUCAAAAACUCCUACCGCUGUGAGUGUGGGGUUGGCCGUGCGCUGAGAAGUGAUGGCAAGACUUGUGAAGACAUUGAAGGAUGCCACAAUAACAAUGGUGGCUGCAGUCACUCUUGCCUUGGAUCUGAGAAAGGCUACCAGUGCGAAUGUCCCCGGGGCCUGGUGCUGUCUGAGGAUAACCACACUUGCCAAGUCCCUGUGUUGUGCAAAUCAAAUGCCAUUGAAGUGAGCAUCCCCAGGGAGCUGGUUGGAGGCCUGGAGCUCUUCCUGACCAACACCUCCUGCCGAGGAGUGUCCAACGGCACCCAUGUCAACAUCCUCUUCUCUCUCAAGACGUGUGGUACAGUGGUCGAUGUGGUGAAUGACAAGAUUGUGGCCAGCAACCUCGUGACAGGUCUACCCAAGCAGACCCCGGGGAGCAGUGGGGACUUCAUCAUCCGAACCAGCAAGCUGCUGAUCCCAGUCACCUGCGAGUUUCCAUGCCUGUACACCAUUUCUGAAGGAUACGUUCCCAACCUUAGAAACUCUCCACUGGAAAUCAUGAGCCGAAAUCAUGGGAUCUUCCCAUUCACUCUGGAGAUCUUCAAGGACAACGAGUUUGAGGAACCUUACCGGGAAGCUCUGCCUACCCUCAAGCUUCGUGACUCCCUCUACUUUGGCAUUGAGCCCCUGGUGCACGUGAGCGGCUUGGAAAGCUUGGUGGAGAGCUGCUUCGCCACCCCCACCUCCAAGAUCGACGAGGUCCUGAAAUACUACCUCAUCCGGGAUGGCUGCGUUUCAGAUGACUCGGUAAAGCAGUACACAUCCCGGGAUCACCUAGCAAAGCACUUCCAGGUCCCUGUCUUCAAGUUUGUGGGCAAAGACCACAAGGAAGUGUUUCUGCACUGCCGGGUUCUUGUCUGUGGAGUGUUGGACGAGCGUUCCCGCUGUGCCCAGGGUUGCCACCGGAGAAUGCGUCGCGGGGCAGGAGGAGAGGACUCAGCCGGUCUACAGAGCCAGACGCUAACAGGCGGCCCCAUCCGUAUCGACUGGGAGGACUAGUUCGCAGCCACACCUCGAGUCCCUGUAUUGGGUGGCUCUGCUCUUUGGAGCUUCUCCCCCCGGCCCUCUAAGAACAUCCGCCAACACCUAGCCUCAGACUUCACACUGAGUUCAGACUCCCAGCACCAACUCACUCUGAUUCUGGUCCAUUCGGUCCGCACAGGCCACAGCACUGCUGAACAACGUGGCCUGGGUGGGGUUUCAUCUUUCUAGGGCUGAAAACUAAACUGUCCACCCAGAAAGACACUCACCCCAUUUCUCUCAUUUCCUUCCUACACUUAAAUACCUCGUGUACGAUGCAAUCAGAUCAUAAAAUCAGAAGCCGGGUAUAAUAUUUCAAGUAAUAAACCCUAGAAAAAUUAAACAGUUACUGAAAUUAUGACUUAAAUACCCAGUGACUCCUUAAAUAUGUAAAUAAUAGUUAUACCUUGUAAUUUCAAUUCAAAUGCAGACUAAUGAUAGGGGAUUUGGAAGUUUAUCAAUAAAACAGUAUAUAAUUUU
Messenger RNA from Piliocolobus tephrosceles (Ugandan red Colobus), 2367 nucleotides. RefSeq names its product oncoprotein induced transcript 3 (gene OIT3). NCBI's taxonomy places the organism in Eukaryota, Metazoa, Chordata, Mammalia, Primates, Cercopithecidae. The transcript has 9 exons. Gene Ontology annotation, molecular function: calcium ion binding. The record is from RefSeq and is a predicted model, not a curated record. The coding region runs from base 229 to 1866 and encodes 545 amino acids.